AUGUCAUAUGCAAUAAGAAAAUACCUGAUAGUAACAGCAAAGAAAUUUAUUGGCACAAAAUUAAAAGAAGUAUUAGCCAAUUACGUAGUGGAUAAUACAUUAAAUAUGAUAGAAAAAAUUGCAAUACCAGAUCAA
Molecule: messenger RNA, 135 nt
Organism: Entrophospora candida
Lineage: Eukaryota; Fungi; Glomeromycota; Glomeromycetes; Entrophosporales; Entrophosporaceae
Source: the annotation of a GenBank genome assembly